Chaetomium fimeti is the source of this 2050-nucleotide messenger RNA. RefSeq names its product general substrate transporter. Gene Ontology annotation, molecular function: L-cysteine transmembrane transporter activity. Gene Ontology annotation, cellular component: membrane. NCBI's taxonomy places the organism in Eukaryota, Fungi, Ascomycota, Sordariomycetes, Sordariales, Chaetomiaceae. Gene Ontology annotation, biological process: L-cysteine transport; transmembrane transport. The transcript has 4 exons. Bases 310 to 1911 code for a protein of 533 amino acids. The record is from RefSeq and is a predicted model, not a curated record.
CGGGUUCGAGCGGAGUUGCUUCCUUAAUGGUCGAGUGAUGCGGUGGGCUCGGGGUAGCUCACAAGCGAAGGUGGAAGGGAGCAAACCGAGCGCCGGGAUCCCAUCUUAUGUGCGCGGCCUGUGGGGAAAUCUGGAGAUCCUUGGCUUGUUUCCCCAUGGGGAACCUAGGGGAUGUGGGCAGACUUAAAUGGUUGCUAUUUCCAGGUCGAUAAGGGACCGACACUCUGAAGUUUUCUAUUCGGAUGUCUUGACGGUUCAUCUCCCUUUUCUCUCCGCUUCAUCCACAGAUACCGUCUUCCCACACACACCAUGGGUUCACCGGAGCUUGGAGACCGCGACGCGGUCUCGCCAACCGGCGAUGGCUCGACAUCAGGCGACCAGAAAACCAACCCUUACAAGGACGUCGUCGAGACCGAGAGGGCGCAGUCACCUGAACUUGAGAAACAUCAUCAGAAUUAUGGAAAGAUGGAUAAGGAGUUAGCUCAAUAUGUCUCCGACACGCGCGUCGAGAUCUCGGAAGCCGAGGACAACCGGCUCCGCCGCCUCAUCGACAAACGUAUCCUCGUCAUCAUGAUAACGACUUAUUUCUUACAAGCCAUAGACAAGGGAACUAUGAGCUUCGCUUCCAUUAUGGGUAUAAUACAGGACACCAAUCUGGGAGACCAAGAGUACCCAUGGCUCACGACCUGUAUCUACAUCACGAUCCUGAUUGUCGAAUACCCACAAAACUGGCUGAUCGCGCGCGUGCGCAUCGCCAAAUACCUUUCAUUCUCCAUCAUGGCGUGGGGCGUCGUGCUCGCCUGCACGGCGGCCUGCACCAACUUCACCGGUCUCGUCACGGUGCGCACACUGCUGGGUCUGUUUGAGUCGGUGUGCCAGCCUGCCUUCGUGGUCCUCUCGUCGACGUGGUACAAGCGCGAGGAGCAGACGGCACGUGUCACCUACUGGUACAUGAUGAACGGCGCGCAGCAGAUGGUCGGCGGCCUGCUGGCCUACUGCUUCUCGCUGAUCCAGCGCGGCGGCCCGCUGCUCUCGUGGCAGUGGCUGUUCCUGGCGUAUGGCGUGGUCUCGGUCAUCUACGGCGCCUUCGUCGGCUGGUGGAUGCCCGACUCGCCCAUGCGCGCCAAGUGCUUCAGCGAGGAGGACAAGCGGCUCAUGAUCGAGCGCGUGAGGUCCAACCAGACGGGCGUGCAGAAUCGGGAGUGGAAGAAGCACCAGGCUUGGGAGGGUAUCAAGGACCCGCAGGCGUGGGGGUAUGCGUUGAUUCAGCUCUGCACGACGCUCCCUACGAGUGGGUUGGGCAGUUUCCAGGGGCUCAUCAUCAAGAGCUUCGGCUUUACGACGCUGCAAACACAGUUGUUGGCUAUGGUCCUGGGAGCGUAUAUCAUCAUCGUGCUGCUGAGCUCGGCGUGGCUGGUCAAGAAGACGAGCCAGAACCUGUUGGUGAUGCUGGCGUUUGUGAUUCCCUCCUUUAUUGGGACAAUCUGUCUCAUGACCGUCCCCCCCGACACCAUGGGGCAGAAGAUUGGCUUGGUGAUCAGUUACUACAUCACUUUGUCGUUCUGGUCCGCUCAGACGCUGGCUCUGUCCAUGGUCUCCCGCAACAUCGCUGGGCAAACCAAGAAGAGUGUCGUUGUCGCGCUCAGCUUUAUUAUCUGGUCUGCUGGCAACGCCAUCGGCCCCCAAGUGUUCCUUGACUGGGACAAACCCCGUUACUUCAUCGCAUUCGCCACGCACCUCGGUUGCUACAGUCUUCUUGUUAUCGUCAUCAUUUUCCUUCGGUUUUAUCUAGUACACCAAAACAAAAAGAAGGAUGCGUUGGCAGAGGAGACUAGCGGGGAGGAUAGGUUGGCACACGCGUUCGAGGACUUGACGGACAAGGAGAACCCGAACUUCCGCUACGUGUACUAGAUUUGAAGGCCUAGUAGGGUUGGUGAGUGGGGGUAAUGCUUGUCAAAGACGAGAAGACUUGGAAUGCCGAAAUAAAUGUUCAAUUGUUUUGUGUGUGGAGCUACAAUAAGAGUAAACCCCAAAGGGUUUGAACUUGAGA